Molecule: messenger RNA, 1971 nt
Organism: Durusdinium trenchii
Lineage: Eukaryota; Dinophyceae; Suessiales; Symbiodiniaceae
Source: the annotation of a GenBank genome assembly
UUGAAGGCCGUUGCUUCUAUAGGUUGGAGGCCAUCGCUUCUAGGUUGAAGGCCGUUGCUUCUGUAGGUUGGAGGCCAUCGCUUCUAGGUUGGAGGCCAUCGCUGCUUGGUUGGGGGCCAGCGCUACUAGGUUGAAGGCCGUUGCUACUACGUUGGGGGGCAGAGCAGCUUUUGAAAGGGGUCUUUUGUGACAUGUGCAUGUGUGGCGGAGAAUGGGCCUGCAGGUUGCGAAGUGUGACUACUGACGUCCGGCAUCAACAAAGGUUGUUUGGCAAAGUAGGACAGAGAUAGAUCAGACAUUUCUACCAAAAUGCAUGAAAGGGCAGAUUUCCACAGAACCGGCUUAGAAGAGUACACAGCAAUAUGACAAAGCGGGGAGGUUCCUAACUACAGAGCGAAGUACGGGAUAGUAAGAUUCUUUAAAGUCAAGCUUAGCCAAGUGGAAACUUCUUGUCGACAGGUAAAAGAUAUAAAGUGACAUUGCCUUCAAAGAAACAUACUGAUAGACAGACAAAUAAAGUUUUUCACAGGAUAGCGCGGUGGCUGCACUUCAUUGAAAGACAGAAAUAUGGACAGUAUGGAGGUUUCCAGGGAUUUCAGUAGAAAGUGUGCUUGAAAGGGGAGAAUUGUCAAGGUGUAGGUAAACGCAGUGGGAGGUUUCCAGAGAAGUAUUAGGAUUAGAGUUGCUAGCAGCACGCUUCAGAAAGAAGAUAUGUCAAGACUAGGUCGGGAUUUCUGAGCAGUAGAGAAAAGUUGAAUGUUGCUUCCAUCAGGCUGUGGCAUUUCGGGAACGGAAAGGGUAAGGACACGAUGCGCAUCACGCGCAUUACAUCAAAACUGCAAGGGUGCCUGUUUGGAAACUCCAAACGUUUGGAAUUUCUCCUUGCAGGAACAACUGGAUCAUGUAGACUUCUGCGUAGUUCCGUGAACGAUUUUUUGGCUGUUUUGUCCGUUUGCGUGUUGCAGUGCUUUUGUUGUGAGGGUGCAGCAAUGGCUGAAGCAGCGGGAAGCACAGAUCUUCAGUUCAAGCUUGCAGCAAAAGAGGGUUUCUGCAAAACAGGGUGACUAGAGGACAAGGUGCUCCCGUAUCAGCUAGAAUCUGCCAAGCAUGGCGCAGCAGUGACGGGUUUGAGAAUAGUGGUUGGUGAUUCUGUCAUCGCCAUGUUGCUUGUCCCGCUAUUUGCCUGCUGAGUUUGUCGAGAUGGAUCAGCUGCUGAAGGAGCCUCAAGGAAUGAAGGAGAUCAGGAGGCUUUCGGCCUUGGCCAAAUCCUCAAGGAGCCGACGCCAAACUGCUGAGGGGAUGGGCACCACUGCAGUUUUGUGUUGCGUGACUCCAUCAACCUUGAUCGUUGGGAACUGUGGCGACUCACGCGCGGUCUUGUGCCGUGGCGGUUCUGCAAUCGAGUUGUCACAGGAUCACAAACCAGACUUGCCGGAUGAACGUGCUCGUAUUGAGCAAGCAGGUGGUUGGGUCCAAAGCGGCUCUGUGCCCAGGGUCAACGGGGACCUGAGCCUCUCAAGGGCUCUUGGGGACCUGGAGUACAAAGACGCGAAGCUUCCCCCAGAAAAUCACAUUGUUAGCGCGGUGCCAGAGAUUCGCUCAAUCACGAGGGGUAACACUGACGAAUUCCUUUUGUUGGCUUGCGAUGGGGUUUGGGACGUGCUCAGCAGCCAGGCAGCGGUGGACUUUGUGCGUCAGCAGCUGGGUGAUCCCAAGAGUUGGGGUUGGCGGAUCGCCACGGGAAAGCUGAAGGGCUCGGAGAUUCUGAGCCAACUUUUGGAUCAUUGUUUAUCACCUGAUUUGGCAUCGACUGCUGGCUUGGGUGGUGACAACAUGACUGCGGUCUUGGUGCUUUUCUUGUCGAAUUCACAUCAAGGCAAAGCCGUGAAGUUCUGGCCGUGUGUGGAGCCUCAUUUGAGGCUACGGCCAAGGCUUCUGGAAGCGAACUGAAGGCGGAGGAAGAAUGAAAAC